Ambispora gerdemannii is the source of this 656-nucleotide messenger RNA. NCBI's taxonomy places the organism in Eukaryota, Fungi, Glomeromycota, Glomeromycetes, Archaeosporales, Ambisporaceae. The record is from the annotation of a GenBank genome assembly.
UGGGUCUCAGAAAAUUACCGCGAUCGAUUUGUCAUGGAAAAGAAUAUUCGAUGAACGUCAAAAAGGGGAAAUAUCAAUGCAAAAAAAACUAGGGUAUACAAAUAAUGAGAUUUCUCUAGUUCUCGUUCUUCUGUACUACGAGUAUGGGAAGCACACUAGUCCUAAGGAACGAACCGGUCGACCACGAAUUUUUAACACAUUUGCACGCAAACAACUCAAGCUUUCAGUGGUCCAAAAUAAAAAUACUCGUCACCAAACUCUUUCUCAAAUACGUCUAAACUAUAAACAAACUAUCUCUACACAAACUAUUCAUAAUGAAUUAGCUAAGGAAGAAGCAGUCGCUCAUGAAUAUUGGACAGUAGAAGACUUUAAAAAAUCAUUUGGUCAGAUGAAACUACUUACACACAGUUUCAAACUUCGAGUUUUGGACGUCCCUCAAGUAUUCACAUUGGAAAGGUGGGUUAAGGAGAAAUGGGAUGCGGUACCGGAGAGUUAUUACCGCGAUUUAAUUGAAUCUAUGCCACGACGGAUUCAAGCUGUUAUUGCAGCGAAUGGGGUAACUCACAAUUUUACUAUGAUAACUACUCUCGAACUCCAAGUGAAAAUACUCGGCAUGAAAUUUAAGAUACUGGAUAUUGAUACCUUGUCGAAAGCAG